Molecule: messenger RNA, 498 nt
Organism: Cotesia congregata
Lineage: Eukaryota; Metazoa; Arthropoda; Insecta; Hymenoptera; Braconidae
Source: the annotation of a GenBank genome assembly
AUGAUUUUGAGUGCUCUGAUUGUUUUGACAGCGCAAUUUUUUAGCGUACAGGGAGACUUUGUUGUACUUCUUAAAGACAUAGAUUGUCCACUUUUCAAUGAAGAAUAUUUCACAGAACCGGAUACCUACAUCGAUGAUAAUAACGCAAUAUUUUUUAAUACUACAAUAGUAAAAGAGUUCUUACCAUUAACUCAAGGAUAUUUAGGAAUAAUAGGAGCGUCAUUGGGCGAAUAUGUCGUAAACACCGGAAUCGAUGUAGAAAUGACCUUAUGUGACAUGAUGAAUGAACCUGUUAUCAUGGGCCCUCUUCUCCGUGUGUUUGGAUUUUCUGAUGAUAAUUGUCCACCUAAACCGGGUGUUUAUGGCAGUGAAGGUUAUACUUUACCAACAGCUACGUUCCCAGAUGAUUUUCCUCGCAACCAAUAUAAAGCAGUUUUUAAACUUACAAACGAGGAUGAAGAAUUAAUCAUCCUGAAUAUAUACUUUGAAAUUCAAUAA